Molecule: messenger RNA, 728 nt
Organism: Drosophila ananassae
Lineage: Eukaryota; Metazoa; Arthropoda; Insecta; Diptera; Drosophilidae
Exons: 3
Coding region: 10-549 (179 amino acids)
Source: RefSeq, a predicted model, not a curated record
GCUAAUUUUAUGGCAUAUAAUUCUGGUCCUGGAGCACAGUGCAGCUACGCACGUCUUUCAAAUUCAAGUCAACAUCGUAACGAUUUGCCUGCCUUGAUAACUGAGGGCGAUUUUGGAUUUUCUCAUGAUAACAGUCUGGGGUCUGAUGCCGACACCGAGGGUGGAGCAUCUGCAUUAGAUGCCGGUAACAGUCAUCUUUCCGAAAUGAUGCCGGAUGUAGCUAUGGCUACGGCAUCGUUGGGGCAGCUUCAUUUGACAAAUAGUGGAUCUGGGUGUAUUUCCACUAGCACACGCGCAUCAAUUAUUAAUAACGAGGUACCAGAAAGCUUGCAAUUGGAUUUAGGCGAUGGUCCAAGCCCCCAUGUCGUUGGAACUGCAACAAGUAGUAUUACUAUACGUAAUAUUCAGCAACUGCCUCAAAAUAGUUACCACCAUUUUAGGCAUCGUUCAAAUUUACCCUUUGAUAUCCUGCGACAAGGGCAGGCCUCACCUACGUUGCAUCGCGAACAUUCCGGAAUGUUUAAUUCCGGUCCUCCCAGAUUUUUAUAGAGGCUGCAAAUUGGACUGACCAGGAAAAAUUAUUUAAGCAUGCCUUUCCGAGUAGAAUCCAAUAUAACUAUCCGCAAAGCAUAGAUAAUUAAAUAAAAUACUUAUAAAUUAUAAUCAAUUUCUUUUUAUCAUUGUAUGCAUAUUGAAAUAUAUGUGAAUUUGUUAACUCGUGUUGUAAA